AUGACACUAGAGGUAGAAUUUUUAAUCAAGGCCGUAAGCCUUAAUGUCCAAAUUCAGACUGCUGAAUGGAUGACAAAAGUAGUUGUAAGGCGCAAAUUACCAAGAGAAACUUUAGAUAAAUUGUGUACUAUGUACAAUAAAACCUCUCUGACCAUGAAUGAAAUUACAGUUGUUAAAGUCUUGGUACGUUUAGGAGGCUGCACCAGCCCAAUUCAAGCCAUAAUCGUCGACAAGAUCCCCUCAGAUUUACAAGUUACAGGUCUUGCUCAAACAGUCAAAUUUCUUAAACGCAGCGGUAUUAGUGUUGCGGAUCAUAAAAUAAAUACAGACUGUCUCAACGAUGUUGGCAUAGUCCCUGAUCAACGCAGUCCAGAUGACACAUGGACGUAUCAACAAUAUCUUGAUACUGUGAUUUUCCAAGAUAAUCAAUAUUGGGUGAGACUCCUGUGGAAGUUGAACCACCCACAGCUUCCAGUAAAUUAUUUCAUGACCUCAACCCAAUUAAAUUCUCAAUUAGCUAGGCUACGGAAGCAACCAGAUAAUUUGCAACUGUAUCAGGCUUUAAUACAGCAACAACUUGAAAGCAAAUUUAUAGAAGUUGUUGAAGAAGACAACCAUAAGACAGGCCAUUAUUUGCCACAUCAUGCUGUCCUGAAAGAUUCGGUUACAACACCAAUCAGGAUUGUAUUUAAUUGUAGUGCCAAAUUAAAGGCAGACAGCGUGUCAUUAAAUGAUUGUCUACAAACUGGACCUAGCCUAACCCAAAGACUACAAGAUGUCUUAUUACGAUUUCGCUCUGGUGUUUUCGCCUAUACGGCCGACAUUAGUAAGGCCUUUUUAAGAGUAGGUUUACAAGAGACGGAUCGUGAUUUUACUAAAUUUCUCUGGGUGAAAGAUCCACAGGAUCCUAAUAGUGAAAUCAUUACUCAUAGAUUUGCCUCAGUACUGUUCGGAGCGACAUCUUCACCAUUCUUACUCCAGGCUACUCUGGAUACACAUCUUAAGAAGUCUAAUAGCCCCUACAAGACUGAGAGUAGCAACAAUUUAUACGUUGACAAUUUUCAAGGAACCACUUAUGAUGAGAAUAAACUAGUGGAAAUCUACCAUGAGGCUAAUCGUGAACUGUUGGGAGCUAACAUACCCCUACAGUCGUGGGCCUCCAAUAAUAAGCAACUCAACCAAAUAAUCGAGGAAGAAUUCCCUGAUUAUAAGAGACUUAAUAAUCCCAUGAGAUUGAGUCAUGCUAAGCUUCCUAUGCUGAAUGCUAUAAUGCACCACUUGUACAAAGUCUUUACCAAGGACAUCCCACGGAUAGAAAUAAAAUUCCGCCAAGAAGCCAUCACAAAUAGGCGAUUUAGCCUUCUUUGA
Procambarus clarkii (red swamp crayfish) is the source of this 1368-nucleotide messenger RNA. NCBI's taxonomy places the organism in Eukaryota, Metazoa, Arthropoda, Malacostraca, Decapoda, Cambaridae. The record is from RefSeq and is a predicted model, not a curated record.